CAGUGUUUAGUAACUUUAGGUAAUUUUGGCCAACAAUUUAGCUUGCCGCUUUCGUUUGUAUUUCUCAUUCAUUUUUAUGACCUGACCGUGAAAUCAAUAAGCAUAAAAUAUUUAAAUCCGCGCGGUGGCAAGUGCGUCAUCAUUGAAUUCAGUGAUUUAGCAUGACGGAAUUUACGGAAAUCUUGCCCCACAAGGGCCUAAUGGAUGGAAUUGCGUCGGGAGUUGGGGUUCCCGUGGAGGCACUUCGAUUGCUUCUAACCAUUGUUUCCGGUUAUCCCUUGGCAGCAUUUUAUCUAAAAUUUAUUGCCAUUAUUGCCGAUAAGAACGUGCAUCACAUGUUCUUUGCCGGAUGUGGCGCUGGAUUAUGUUACUUCAACUACGGUUACAACACAUAUCACUCCCUGGUGGCCAUCCUGACCACCUAUUUCCUCGUACUCGUCCUGCGGAAAAAAGCACAAAUAUUUCUGACCCUAAACUUCGUAUUCCAUAUGAGUUAUCUGCUGCUGGGUUACUACUUCACCUCCAGCAAUGAGUACGAUAUUCUGUGGACGAUGCCCCAUUGCAUUUUGGUACUCCGAAUGAUUGGCUAUGGUUUUGAUAUAACUGAUGGACUGAAAAACGAAACGGAAUUGUCUAAAGACCAGAAGGAAACUGCAUUGAAGGAAACACCUUCGCUGCUGGAACUCUUGGCUUUUGCUUAUUUUCCCAGUGGAUUUUUGGUGGGACCCCAGUUUCCCUUUAGCCGAUACCAGUCUUUUAUUAAUGGUCAGUUCCGCCAGCACGAAGGGAGCUUGGAGGCUGGCGUUCGUCGCUUUGGAGCUGGCGCCUUCUACCUGAUCGUGUGUCAAGUGGGAUUGAGAUAUUUCCCCGAUUCGUACUUCCUUACCCCGGAGUUUGCAGAGGUUUCGUUCAUUAAGAGGAUUUAUUUCUUAGGCUUCUGGGCCAAAUUCAGUCUAUACAAAUACAUAUCCUGCUGGCUGCUCACCGAGGGAGCCCUCAUCUGCAUCGGAUUAACCUACAAAGGCGAGGACAAGAAUGGACAACCAGAUUGGUCGGGCUGCAGCAAUGUAAAGCUAAUGCUCCUGGAGACUGGGAACACCAUGGAGCACUACGUACACAGCUUCAAUGUAAACACAAAUCAAUGGGUGGGACAGUACAUCUACAAGCGACUCAAGUUCCUUAACAAUCGAACGAUCAGCUAUGGCGCGGCUUUGGGUUUCCUGGCUAUCUGGCACGGAUAUCAUAGUGGCUAUUAUAUGACCUUCCUUAUGGAAUACAUGGUCGUAAGCACCGAGAAACAGAUAACACGUUUCUACACCAAAGUCGUUCUGCCCAAGUGGGGCCACAUCCUCAACAACUCUGACAUCUACAAGCUGCUAUACUUCAUUACUCUGAAAUCGUAUAACAUAGUUUACAUGGGCUGGUGUCUGACGGCAUUUGUUUUCCUGAAAUGGGAGCGAUGGAUCGUGGUUUACGGAGCGGUUAGCUACUACGGAUUCAUUUACCUGAUCCUCUGGGCCAUCUUCUAUCACACCUAUCAUUACUUUUUCCGGAUCAGUUCCCGAAAGGAAGCGGGCGAGGUUGAAAAGUUAGAAAACAAGAGCACGGAAAAAGUUACAGAGGAGAAGAAACCCGAAGACAAAAAGUCUGAGUAGUAGGAAAGGGAAAUGGGAGAGAAAAUAACUGGCAGCAAGUAUUCAAAAUUUUAGUUUCACCUUGAGAAUUGUUUAGGAUUGGUAUUAAUCAAAGAAUCGAAUUAUUUUUACUAACCAAAUACGGAGUUUUACCAAAUAACAUGCCACUGUAAUUAGAGAUUUGUUAACUAGCUAUUGAAAAGCAAUUUUAUACAUAUAUAUAUCGUCUGCCUAGUCAAGGAGGAGUCAUCCCCAAGUAUGCAGUGUGUUUUUUUCGGCGAUAAGAUAUUUAGCUUAUCUUACCCAAAUAAAAACACAUUGUCAGUCUUAUAUAUAUUAUGGAACUUUAAAUUGUUUAAGUGUUAAAAGCCGUUUAGUUCAACUAGAAACUAGACAGAUCACACAAGACUUUAGCAAGACAAGACCGUGUCUAUGAAAAUCAAACCACUUCUGUAAACGAUUUCUUGUAAUGGAAAAGGGAGCAUUCGAGACUUAACUAAGCCGUAAAGACAGUUUUAUACAAAUACAAAGAUGAUGCAAAGAUAUAUUUUGAUAUGCUCAAGCUAAGUGCAAAUUACAGUGACGAAAAUGCGAAAUAAAUGCAAUGGAAUUAUUUUUAAU
Molecule: messenger RNA, 2255 nt
Organism: Drosophila rhopaloa
Lineage: Eukaryota; Metazoa; Arthropoda; Insecta; Diptera; Drosophilidae
Gene: nes
Product: lysophospholipid acyltransferase 5
Exons: 4
Coding region: 162-1655 (497 amino acids)
Biological process (GO): phosphatidylcholine biosynthetic process; lipid modification
Cellular component (GO): membrane
Molecular function (GO): lysophospholipid acyltransferase activity; 1-acylglycerophosphocholine O-acyltransferase activity
Source: RefSeq, a predicted model, not a curated record